GUUUCCUCUAGAAAACUCGCUGCUGCUUUCUGGGAGUUUCAUCAAUACCACUACCAAGAAGAUUGCUCUUACCACUCCUCUGCUUCUGUUAGAAUGCACCGUGGGGCGAAUGGUUUCGCCGGAGCUAGUAACCGAAGACAACGUCACGGCAAGGCGGUGGCUGUUAAGGAGAAUGGUCUUGACCUUUCUCAAUUCCUUCGAGAUCCUUCUCCUGAUCAUCAGCCAGAUAGUGCGGGAAGUCUAAGGAGACAGAUUGGUCAAAUGUUGAUAAAGCAUCAUCAAUCAAUCGAAAGAAACAAUCACGCGCUUCAGCCUGUAUCUCCUGCUAGUUACGGAAGCUCUCUUGAGGUUACGACAUACAACAAAGCGGUAACUCCAAGUAGUUCAUUGGAGUUCCGAGGAAGAGCGUCUAGAGAACCUCAUUACAAUCUCAAGACAUCAACCGAACUUCUUAAAGUAUUGAACCGUAUUUGGAGCCUUGAGGAGCAGCAUGUCUCCAAUAUCUCUUUGAUAAAAGCUUUGAAAACAGAGGUGGCUCAUUCUCGUGUUCGAAUCAAGGAGCUUCUUAGGUACCAGCAAGCUGAUAGACAUGAGCUAGACGGUGUUGUGAAGCAACUCGCUGAAGAAAAGUUGUUGAGGAAGAAUAAGGAGGUUGAGCGGAUGAGCUCUGCUGUUCAGUCUGUGAGGAAAGAGUUAGAAGAUGAGCGGAAACUUAGAAAACGUUCUGAGAGUUUGCAUAGGAAAUUGGCACGAGAGCUCUCGGAAGUGAAGUCUUCCUUGUCUAACUGUGUCAAGGAGCUUGAGAGAGGGGCUAAAUCAAAUAAGAUGAUGGAGUUACUCUGCGAUGAGUUUGCCAAAGGGAUCAAGAGUUACGAAGAGGAGAUUCACGGUUUAAAGAAGAAGAAUCUUGAUAAGGAUUGGGCGGGUCGAGCUGGAGGAGAUCAAUUGGUUCUUCAUAUCGCUGAAUCUUGGCUUGACGAAAGGAUGCAGAUGAGAUUAGAAGGGGGAGAUACAUUGAAUGGUAACAACAUAUCAGUGCUGGAUAAGCUCGAGGUUGAGAUCGAGACAUUUCUUGAGGAGAAGCGUAAUGAAAUACCGAGAAACCGCCGGAAUUCACUUGAAUCUGUCCCAUUCAACGCCUUGAGUGCACCACCGCGGGAUGUAGACUGUGAAGAAGACUCUGGAGGAAGCGAUUCGAAUUGCUUUGAGCUCAAGAAAGCUGCAGAGUCUCAUGGAGACGAAACUAAGAAACCAAACCAACUUAACAAAGACAGUUUGAUUGAUGAAAAGGCGAAAAGCCCGUCGAAUUUCCAAGUUAACUUUGAGGAUCAAAUGGCGUGGGCAAUAUCGAGUAACGGAAAGAAGAAAACCGCCCGAGCUAUUGAAGACGUAGAAGAAAAAGAUGUAAAGCCUGAGAACAGCAACAUUAAGAAACCAGAAGAUGAGUGUGCUACUACGAACAAGAACGAUGUAAUGGGGGAAAUGAUUCGAACACACAGAAGGUUAUUGUCCGAAACUCGUGAAAUCGAUGAAGCGUCUUGCAAUUUCCCAUCUUCUAGAAGACAAGCAAGUCCAGUUCGACAAUGGAUUUCAAGAACAGUGGCACCUGAUCUUCUAGGCUCGUCGGAUAUUGCGAUAGCUCAUGGAGUAAAGGAUAAUACUUUGAAAACUAAGCUCGCAAAGAGUUCAAAGUCGCGUCUUCGGUUAUUCAAAGGCUAAUCCAUCCAGAGUGGUUCGGUCGAAAACGAGAGUUCUUGUUGGAUACACACAAAUCCCUGAGUUUCAUUCAUAUUCAUGUUCUUUGUAAAUCAAACACAUUUAUAUAUUUGUAUAAUCGAUUGCAAGUUUUUGGAUUAUUUGUAAACAUAAUAAGCCAAAGGUGAAGUCUGUUUUUUUCUGUUCUUGUUUCAACGUAUUUACUAUCUCUCACUCCAUAAAUUACUAUCUCGAUAAAUCAAUAAUGUACAA
Messenger RNA from Arabidopsis arenosa, 1968 nucleotides. Lineage: Eukaryota; Viridiplantae; Streptophyta; Magnoliopsida; Brassicales; Brassicaceae. The record is from the annotation of a GenBank genome assembly.